Messenger RNA from Tarenaya hassleriana, 2404 nucleotides. RefSeq lists its product as uncharacterized. Lineage: Eukaryota; Viridiplantae; Streptophyta; Magnoliopsida; Brassicales; Cleomaceae. Bases 226 to 2031 code for a protein of 601 amino acids. The record is from RefSeq and is a predicted model, not a curated record. The transcript is spliced from 6 exons.
GAAAUUUCUCUCUCCUUCCAUUUGUGUCGGAAAAGUCUCCGUCUUUGCUCUAAAUGCUGUGCUCCUCGUUUCUCCAUUGUCGUGCUCCUCCUCCUCGUCCUCCUGCUUCUGCUUUCUUACAUAUUUUUCCGUUGAAUUUGUUUCUCCGUCAGCUGUGUUUUAUGUCAUGAGAAAGAUCUCGCCGACUCAACAUUACUGAUUGUGUUUUGUGGCAGAGGCGAAAAAAUGGAUGCGAACAGAUUGGACUGUAGAUUCCAUCAUUCUAGAUCAUCACAGUCCGAGGAGUCAGUGCUGGAUUUGGAGAAAAACGGCUACAGUCAUUCUAAUGUUCCUUCCUCAUGUCCAUCACCACUUCAACUAUUUCCUUCUGGUGGUCAACAUUCUGAGAGCAACGCUGCCUACUUCUCUUGGCCUACUUCAAGUCGUUUGACUGAUUCAGCAGAGGACAGGGCAAACUACUUUGCAAACCUUCAGAAGGGUGUUCUGGCUGAAACUUUUACGGGGUUGCCUUCAGGACAGCAAGCUACUACCUUGCUUGAGUUGAUGACCAUAAGGGCGUUUCAUAGUAAGAAUUUACGGAGAUGUAGCCUUGGUACAGCUAUUGGGUUUCGUAUUCGACGUGGUGUUUUGACAAACAGACCGGCUAUCCUUGUCUUUGUUGCACGGAAGGUGCAUAAACAAUGGCUCAAUCAUGUACAGUGUCUACCUACAGCCUUGGAGGGUCCUGGUGGAGUGUGGUGUGAUGUAGAUGUUGUUGAGUUCCAAUACUAUGGUGCCCCUGCACAAACACCUAAAGAGCAGGUGUAUACUGAGCUUGUGGAUGGUCUGAGAGGUAAUGGUCCAUGCAUUGGCUCUGGCUCACAGGUGGCUAGCCAAGAAACAUAUGGAACCUUGGGUGCUAUCGUGAAGAGUAGAACGGGCAGCCGACAGGUUGGUUUCCUCACAAACCGACAUGUUGCAGUUGACCUGGAUUACCCGAGCCAGAAGAUGUUUCAUCCUUUGCCACCUAGUCUUGGACCUGGUGUAUAUUUAGGUGCAGUGGAAAGAGCAACAUCAUUCAUCACAGAUGACGUUUGGUAUGGAAUUUUCGCUGGAACCAAUCCAGAAACAUUUGUUCGAGCUGAUGGAGCAUUCAUUCCUUUUACUGAGGACUUCAACAUGAACAAUGUAACAACUACCGUGAAAGGCGUUGGUGAGAUCGGGGAUAUCCAUGUCAUAGACCUACAGUCCUCAAUUAGCAGUCUCAUUGGAAGAAAAGUCAUCAAAGUUGGAAGAAGCUCUGGUUUGACCACCGGGACCAUUAUGGCUUAUGCAUUGGAAUAUAAUGACGAGAAAGGGAUUUGUUUCCUCACUGAUUUUCUUGUCAUUGGCGAAAACCAGCAGACUUUUGAUCUUGAGGGUGAUAGUGGAAGCCUCAUCCUGUUGGCAGGCGAGAACAAUGAGAAACCCCAACCCGUUGGAAUUAUCUGGGGAGGAACCGCGAAUCGGGGAAGGUUGAAGCUAAAGGUGGGGCAACAGCCAGAGAAUUGGACCAGUGGAGUUGAUCUUGGCAGGCUUCUCGACCUUCUUGAACUUGAUCUCAUUACCACCAAUGAGGGGCUUCAAGCUGCAGUGCAAGAACAAAGAAACGUUAUGGGUACUGCUAUUGAUUCUACUGUUGUUGAGUCAUCUCCUCAUGAAUGCAAGACAUCAAGAGGUAAAAGAGACGAGAACUUUGAGCCCAUUAAUCUGAAUGUCCAGCAAGUUUUGGUCGAAGAGGAUUCAUCCCGUAGUCCUAAGUUUCAAAUAGAAGACAGAGCUGAUCCGGCAUCUAUUGUUGAAGAACAUCAAUUCAUUCCGAGCUCAAGCAACAACAACAGAUCAACCCUUCAUCAGAAGGCCAAUGGGCAAGGGAAUCUUGAAUCAGAAAACCUGUCAGUACUGAAGGCCAAUGGUUCGGAUGAUGAGAUUCAGGUUUCCUUGCAGUUAGGUGAGCCAGAUACAAAGAAAAGAAAGGUCAUCGAUUCAUUGUGUGAUACCCGAGAUGAAUGAAGUUGAGGUGGAAAUAGCGAAUAAAAGACUGCAUACUCCGAGCUAAAACCAUAUCUUGGAGAAGGUUUCAUGAACAUCUCUAUGCUCUGCUCAUCAAGUUUUCAUAAUUUACAAGGUACUGGGUGAGUUCCAAGAGCUCUGGGGAAUUCAACUUUACAUAAUUACUUCUUGUAUCCCCUGCAUUCUUCUUCCAAGGAUUUCUCACAGGAAAGAUAUACGAAGUAGCUUAUUCUGUAAUGGCUAAUGGAAAGAGAGAACAUUGUCAAAAGGCCAUAGCUAUGCACAAAUAUGUACUGAUGGAUUUUGAAGACUAUUUUCUUUGUACCUCAAGCACCCAUUGAACCAUAAGCAGUUGCAGUGCAGCUCUUGAAAU